This is a messenger RNA of Xylaria bambusicola, 1002 nucleotides long. Its product is annotated as short chain dehydrogenase/reductase. Gene Ontology annotation, molecular function: oxidoreductase activity. Gene Ontology annotation, cellular component: endoplasmic reticulum. Bases 1 to 1002 code for a protein of 333 amino acids. The transcript has a single exon. The record is from RefSeq and is a predicted model, not a curated record. Lineage: Eukaryota; Fungi; Ascomycota; Sordariomycetes; Xylariales; Xylariaceae.
AUGAAUUCUUUCAACACUAUCACCUCAGCAAUAGGCACAAGCCUUCUACUGUACACCUCAUAUAAACUCCUCAAUACCGCCCGGCUCUAUCUACGACCGUCAGGUCUCCAUCGAUACCGAUACACAGAUGUCACAGGCCAGCGCCCUUGGGCCUUGGUGACAGGCUCAAGUAGCGGGAUCGGGAAGAAUCUAGCCUUUGAGCUCGCCGAGCAUGGAUUCAACAUCGUUCUUCACGGUAGAAAUCCCAGCAAACUCGAGACUGUGCGGGACGAACUCCACCUUGCUCAUCCCGACACCAAGGUCCGGAUCAUAGUCGCGGAUGCUUCGCAAUGCCAUCGCCCCGACGCCGUAGACUUCGCGCACAUACGAGACGAAGUCGCUAGUCUGCAUCUUACUGUCCUGAUCAAUUGCGCCGGGGCUGGCCCCAACCCCGCCUUCGGCGGCCUCGAGAAAUACGGACCGCACACUAUCAUAGACUCACUGCAUCUGAACGCCGUGUUCCCGACGCUGCUCACAGCGACUUUGCUGCCUGUGCUACGAGGGCAGUACAGGGAUGGAAAACCCACAAGCAACGCGCCGACGCGGCCUCGCCCCGCGCUUAUCAUUAACAUUGGUUCGGUGACAGACGACGGGUUCCCGCUCGUCUCGUUCUACUCGGCGGGCAAAUCCGCUGUGCACACGCUGCACAAGGCUAUCGCGAGAGAAGCGGCGCUGGACGGCUGGGACGCCGACGUCGAGAUCAUUUCGCAUCGCGUCGGCGCCGUCACGGGCGUUUCACAUACACAGGCUGCGCCAUCGCUUUUACGACCUGAUGCGAGGACCAUUGCGAAAGCGAUUUUGGCGCGCACGGGGUGCGGGAGGAAAUCAGUCGUCCCGUACUGGCCACAUGCGGUAUUGCAAGUUGUGCUCGCGAUCCUGCCUGUAUGGCUUGUUGAUACGAUAAUCAAUGGGGCAAUGAGAGAGGAGAGGAGAGUGCAGGAUGAGACGGCGAAGAAUGAGUGA